Molecule: messenger RNA, 5544 nt
Organism: Sphaerodactylus townsendi
Lineage: Eukaryota; Metazoa; Chordata; Lepidosauria; Squamata; Sphaerodactylidae
Gene: ZBTB42
Product: zinc finger and BTB domain containing 42
Exons: 3
Coding region: 365-1801 (478 amino acids)
Biological process (GO): regulation of transcription by RNA polymerase II
Cellular component (GO): nucleus
Molecular function (GO): protein binding; RNA polymerase II cis-regulatory region sequence-specific DNA binding; DNA-binding transcription factor activity, RNA polymerase II-specific
Source: RefSeq, a predicted model, not a curated record
GCGCGCGCCGCGGAAGGGAAAGGGAAGCCACCCGCACAGCCCGCAUCGCACGCCUGCAAGCGGCAAGCCAGCCGGGGAAAGAAAGUCUCGCGAGAGCUCCCGGGCUAACAACCUGCUUCGCAACACACACACACACAGCAGCGCCGCCGCCGCCGCCGCUCGGUUGCCAGCAACAAGACCCAGCCCGGGGGGAGGCACAGCUGGGGCGGGAGGGGAGCGCAGCUGGGGCGCAGGAGCGCCCGCCCCCCGCAGGACACCCCCAGCCCCGCUGCCAAGCAGUCUUCCCUUACUGGCCAGAGGAAAAAAAAGGAAAAGAAACCCGGCAUCGUCCGCCUCCGGUCCCCUUGGGGGUUAUGAAGGAAGAAUGGAGUUCCCAGACCAUAGCCGGCAGUUACUGCAGUGCCUGAGUCAGCAACGUCACCAGGGUUUCCUGUGUGACUGUACCGUUUUAGUCGGAGACGCUCAGUUCCGAGCCCACAGAGCCGUCCUCGCCUCCUGCAGCAUGUACUUCCAUCUUUUCUACAGGGACCAGCUAGACAAAAGGGACAUUGUGCAGCUCAACAGUGACAUUGUCACCGCCCCGGCCUUCGGCUUGCUGCUCGAAUUCAUGUACGAAGGCAAGCUCCAGUUCAGCAGCCUCCCGGUGGAAGACGUCCUGGCCGCCGCCAGCUACCUUCACAUGUACGACAUUGUGAAAGUCUGCAAGGGCAAGCUGAAAGAUAAGGAGUUGUGCGGGGAAGAGAAGGCGAACGGCAGGGGGGCCCCUUUGGAGAAGGACGAGCGGGGCUCGGCCAACGGCGUCCCCCCGGGGUACGAGCCCGACCUGGGGAGUAAACAGAAAUUGGCCGCUGCCGAAUAUGAACCACCAAUCGUCGGUAAGCAUAAUGACAGUAGUCAUACGUGCCUCACGCCUCUGAUCCGUUCGAACACCAACGCCCGUUCGGUCUUAACGCAACGACGCAAAACAGACGUGGCAGCUGAAACGACGAAAGUGGGUACUUUGGGAGGACUUUUGUCCCAAAGGUCUCUUAACCGCUCCUUUGCUCCGGGUGAUGCCGAGUGUGCUUUAGAUUUGUCUUUCAAGCCUCUGGCGGGGAGGGAUUCCUUACACCCCCCCUACGUCUUUGGACAGCUGGCUCUCGAUAGCCAGCAGCAGGGUAGCGUAACUUUUGUGAAAGACGAACAAGAGUCACUGUCGGAUGGAGAGGUUGGGGAAGCGGGCAGCCCGGAGAGCCAGCAUUUUGGGAACGCUGCCAAAAGCCUUAUGACAGGCCUGGGAGCCGUGUUUGCGGGGAACGGGAAUGCUCACGUCCCGGAGGAGGACCUCGACCACGAACGGGAGGCCAGCGAGGACGACAUGGAUUCCUCUGACCUCUUAUCGGCCGGGGUCCUGGUCCCUCCCAGCCACAUCUGCGUGUGCCCCCUCUGUAGCAAAGUGUUCCCCAACCCCCACGUCUUGCAGCUCCACCUCAGCUCCCACUUCCGCGACAAGGACGGCUCGCGGACCCGGCUGUCCCCCGACGGUUCCGUCCCCACGUGCAGCCUCUGCGGCAAGACGUUCUCCUGCAUGUACACCUUGAAAAGGCACGAGCGGACUCACUCGGGCGAGAAGCCGUACACCUGCGGCCAGUGUGGGAAGAGCUUCCAGUAUUCCCACAACCUCAGCCGACACGCGGUGGUGCACACGCGGGAGAAGCCGCACGGCUGCAAAUGGUGUGAGAGACGGUUCACCCAGUCGGGCGACUUGUACAGACAUAUCCGUAAAUUUCACUGUGGCCUUGUAAAGUCGCUGGUGGUUUGAGGUAAACGGUGUUAGGGAGGGGGAAAAAAAAGCAACGGCACCAAGAUGGUAUCAGCUCUUUUGUCGAGGAUAAUUCUCUUCAGGCGUACGAUGUUUGGGAGAGGAGAUGUAGGUCUACAUUUCACAAGGGGAGGGAGGCGUUCCCAGUGCCUCUCCCUUCCACCAUAGGCCUCACUGACCCAUGUUGUUUUGUUUAUCUUUGCAUGAUAGGAAAAGUGUAUCUUAAUUCACGAGCAACUUUAACUGAAAGUUCUGGGCGGCCUGACUCAAUCCCAUUGACUGGCCCAACUGGUGUGUAGGUUGGGCCAGUCCCUUGAUAAGAAGAGUGUUUUGUGCCCUCCUGGUUUGGCCGUGCUUCCUUGCCAAUCUGGAAAUGGGUGAAGAAGUCCCCUGAGCGAGGAGGUGUGGAUCUUGUCCAGAAGGUACAUCCCAGGUGUAUCAGGAUCCACACAGCUCCCCGUCCCAGCAUUGUUUAUGUUUCCCUCACAGGUUCCUCAGCUAGGCAGUCACUCCUAGACUACCGAUUCUUCAUAUCCUGUGGAUAUCACGUGUUAAUUUUGACACCCUUUAUUUUAAGUUCCUUGCAGACAAGUUGCAUUUCAGACGCAGGGAGGAGGAUCUCUAGGACAAAUUUUAUAUUAUUUAUUGCAUGUGUAUUUGAACACACGUCUGAGUUCCAUACGCCUUGUGGGGGGGUCAGCCUUCGCAAUAAGCAGGAAAAGCCGUGAAAUCCGCACGGCCUGGCUUGAAAACUCCCUCAGUUUUUCCUCAUUUGUGGGUGACAUUUCUUUGGCCUUCUGAAAUUGUCUGGACUCAAGUUCUCCCGCUGAUCAGUUUUCUUAUCUGUGCACUUCCUUUUUUUUUCUUUCCCACCUAACCUGGUGGCUUUUGCAAAAAGCACUGAAACGUUUUCCAACUGCUUGUCUGUGGGGAGUGGGCAAGUUCACUGCAGUCCACAGUACCCUAAACAAGCAUAAACUUGAUCCUAAGUCUGUCAGACCCCGCACGGGCAAGGCCCCAAUCCACCCCACAGUCCUACUACAAAAAGGAGAUAUACGAUUGUGUGAGCGACAUCUAUUUCUUAUGAGCCUUGAUUCAUACUGAGGGUUCUGUGUAAUCUAUCGGGAACAGGUGCUUAAUGAUGCCUAAACACUAAAUUGGGAUCUGGAAAGAGGAAAUCCUGUCAGUUUAUUAUUUCUUUGUCCUCUUCUGCCAGUUAAUUCCCACUGGGAAUAAGGUCAGCUCUUAAGGAGUUGGAAGUUCUUUCCGCUAAAUAUGAUUGAAAGUCUCAACCUAUGGAAAGUUCCUCUCCUCUUCGGUCCCGCCUUUCCCCCCAUAUGCGUAACAAGCAUGGUGGGAAGAGAGGAAGGAGUUUCGCCCCCAGGUUGGCCGCUUGGCAUAGCUGCACGUGUUCUGCCUCGCCAGGGAUACUAUUCAAAGCUGCGUGCAUUUCCAUUUGUGAAUUUUGGCCAUCUCAGGAUUUAUCCUACGGUCGGUGGCUUUUGCAAAAUGGAGUUUUCUUCCCACUGCAGCCCACGGCCCCCUGAAAUUUCAUUUGGUGGGGAUGUCAUCAAAUCCUGCAGAACAGCAUUGGGGACAAACGGGGGCGCCUGUGGCCGGAGGGGUAAUUCCUGGAAAGUGCUACCCCUUCUUUGGACGAUCUGGCUGCCUUUAAGUCUUGAGAUCAGAGUGGCUGGAUCCACAGAUGCAGGAAUAAUUCCCUCUUCUCCUUCCCAUACUGCUUUGGAACAACAACUUUGCUACUCGUAGGUGUGGGUGGCUUGUUGAUCCUACAGACAAGUGCCUCUUCUGGGUUGCCAACCUCUAACUACGUAGCCAUUAUGUUUUGUUCUGGCCCGUUGGCUGCCCAAAUCGAGGUCCCCCUUUUGCCAGCGAAAGUUCAGCAGCGAGCCGCAGCAGUGGACGUGUUCUCUCCCACACUUCAAUGUUACAACAGCCCCGAAAGCUGUUGUGUGUCAGUGCUUUUAUUUGUACGGAUUCUUACACUAAACCACCUGUCUUCUGUUUCACACCUCUCGGCUUGGGUUUGAUCUCUGCAAAGCAAGCUACAAGAUGGCAGCUGGCUCAGAAAUCAGGGCAUUAACGGAGAGUACGACUUACACGUGCUUUUCUCUUUUUCCUUGGACUAUCACUCAAGAGUCCAGCUUUUCCUGGUGCUUCGGGAAAACACAGCUGGCUGGAACUGUGGGUGGAAGUAUGCCUGGAGUUAGAUGGAAAACUGGGUGAAUGAGGCCUUGGUGAACCAGGGGAGGUAUUAUUGGGCAUCAAAAGCUGCUGCACAACAUUUCCUUUAAAAUUGUUUGCAAACUUCAGGUAGUUAAAGGCCAGCAUCAGCAUUUCAAACGGUUAAAAGAGUGUCGUGUUCCAAAGACUAGUUUCUGGUACAUGUCGCUUCAUCCCCAAACACUGGAAAUGUUGAAUUAGGGGGUUUAAAGGUGAAAUCCAGCAAACUUGUUCUGGUAUGUAGAUUUUUCUUUUUCUUUUUUCUCUUCUUCACUGUUUGUUGAUAUUUAAUUGUACAUCUCCAUAGGUCAAAUUUAGCAAAGUUCUACCAAUUAGGGAAAAGGCUUACAGUCUUGCUGUUACACUUUUGUUGAAAGUGAUCAAGCUUGGCGACACGUGUGCUUUUUUCUCCAGACUAGCAAAACUUUGAAAAGGUUUGGGUUGUGUGUAUUUGUGGUUUUUUAAAACGAUCAUUUGGGUUCUGAGAGAAAUCAAAAUGCUGUAUAGUUCCAGGGGUGGGGAGGCGGAAAUUAGGGUGUUAAUUGACAUAUUUCUGAUCUCCAUUCUAGAGUGUUUCAUAUCAGGUUAUAUGUCUUCUGGUGAAAUGAUCAAAUUAUAUUUUUGUGUAUGUGAAACUUCUAGAAGAAAAUUGUGCUUGAAUGUAAUUUUAUGAGUCUGCUAAUGAGCGAGGCUAGGGGAUUGAUAAAUUUACUGACCUCUCUUUGAUAUUUUGUUUAACCGAUACGAGAGGUCGGGAAGGACUCGCCCUAGAAGACUGCAGAGGAAAAAUAUUGUCUGACAUUUUGCUUCCACUACUUUUUAGAAAGGAGACAAACGACACCAUUAGUUCAGCUAAAGCUUUGCUUUGUUUAUUACAACAGUGUAUACUGCAGAAGAGGCAAGCCACUGUUUAAAUAGACUAGCCUCUUCCGUCAUUUGUACAGAAAGUGGAAAAGAAAGCUAUGGCUGCGUGAUUACCUUUUUCCUGUGCACAAGUAUACCUUCCUUGAACCCAGGCCAAUAUGUUUAGGAAGCACUGCUAUGAAGGAGCAAUACUUCUGUUUUUUUUUUAAUGUAGCAACACUGUUUUGGGGAGGCUGACGUGUGGGUGGAAGGGAACUCCGGCUUUCGGUACCAUUGAGAACUGACCUGUUUCAAGCUCUUCUUUCGUUCCUCUCUUAAAUGACAAAUGCACAUAUAAUGUGAAAUUUUGCUUCUAUUUAUAAUACGUUUGCAAUCAGAUUCAUUUUGUUGCUGUACGGAUGCUCUUGCUGACCCACGGAAGGCGUGCGCAAGCGCUAGACUGCCUGCAAGACGUGACUUUGGUACUGUGGUCUUAUUUUGCGUUUUAUUUUCUUUCCCUCGGAUUGGAAACCGCACUGAACAAAGCCUUCAAAAAUUAAGUUAUUUCUCUUUUUCUUUUUCAGUUUAAAAAAUUUAAGUUAUAUAAUUUUUUUUCCUCCUGAUGAUACUUGAUAUAGUAUUUAUUAGAUUUUUUU